AUGAAGAAAAUGUUUCAACAAGAUAAAGAUGAUGGUUGUACAGUCCCAUGGGGUCCAAAACCUUGGCCAAUUGUUGGAAAUUUGAUUUCAUUGGGUAGACGCCCGUAUGAAACAAUAUAUAAAUGGUCAAAAAAUCCGUUAUAUGGUCCAAUAUUUAAACUUCGUUUUGGUUCACAAACCGUUGUUUGUUUAAAUUCAACAAAACUUAUUCGUGAAGCUUUACAUGAGAAUGCUGAAAUAUUUGCUGGACGACCCUAUUUAUAUAUGAUUAAUGAAACGCUUCAUGGAAAAGGUAUCAUAUCAGCACCUUAUGGAAAAGAUUUUAAUGAACAUAAAACAUUUCUAGUUAGAAAUUUAAAUCGUUUUGGUCGACGACGUUCAAGUUUAGAAAAUGCUUGUUUGGAAGAAGUAAAAAUUGUAGCGGAAAAAAUACGUGAUCAACAUCAAACAAAAUCCUUCUCAAUGGGUCAAUUCUUAAGUGAAAUUAGUUGUAACAAUAUUUGUACAAUUACAAUGGGUCGCUAUUUUGAUUCAGCUAAAAUCGGCCGAUUUUUGGGUAAAAUCAAUGAAAAUUUUAAUCAAACUGCUACGAUUGCUAGUUUCAAUUUUUUACCAUUUACACGAUGGUUUCAAAAAAAAUUAUUUCAGAAUGUCGCUGAUUGUGCACAAUUUGUUCAAACAUUGAUCAAAGAACGCGAAACAGAUUUUGAUGAGCAAUCUAUUACCAAUAUUGUUGAUUCCUACAUUGAUAAUUUGAAGAAACAAAAGAUACAAUCAUUUUCUAAGGAAAAUUUAGAUUCAUUAGUACAAGAUUUAUUUGUGGCUGGUACAGAAACCGUAUCCAAUACAUUGAACUGGGCCAUAUUUUAUGUUACAGUACAUUCUGAUAUUCAACAAAAAAUUCAAAAUGAAAUUGAUAAAGUGAUUGGCAAAGAGAGAUAUCCAUGCAUUAAAGAUCGAAUGAAAAUGCCGUAUACAGAAGCGGCAAUAUUGGAAACAAUGAGGUGUCAAUGUGCUGGUCCAAUACUACUUCCUCGUUCAACAACACAAGAUAUUUUAUUUUGCAAUUAUUAUAUACCAAAAGACACAUUUAUUCUUGUUAAUAUGUGGUCCGUUAUGAAAGAUGAAACAUAUUGGAAUGAACCAAAUGCCUUCGAACCCAGGAGAUUUUUGAAUGAUAAACAACAAAUACAAAAUAAUCAUAUAGCCAUGAUGCCAUUUAGUGUGGGUAAACGUGCAUGUGUCGGAGAAGCAAUUGCGAAAACACAAUUAUUUUUAGUAUUUACAAGUUUAUUACAACGAUUUGAAUUUCGUUUUAUGGAUGAUUGGAAACCAAAAGAUUUACAAGGUGAACCAGGUAUUACAUUGAGACCACCCGAUUGUAAAUAUAUGGCUCGUGUAAGGUAG
Molecule: messenger RNA, 1407 nt
Organism: Didymodactylos carnosus
Lineage: Eukaryota; Metazoa; Rotifera; Eurotatoria; Philodinida; Philodinidae
Source: the annotation of a GenBank genome assembly